Messenger RNA from Nematolebias whitei (Rio pearlfish), 399 nucleotides. Its product is annotated as guanine nucleotide-binding protein G(q) subunit alpha. Gene Ontology annotation, cellular component: heterotrimeric G-protein complex. NCBI's taxonomy places the organism in Eukaryota, Metazoa, Chordata, Actinopteri, Cyprinodontiformes, Rivulidae. Gene Ontology annotation, biological process: adenylate cyclase-modulating G protein-coupled receptor signaling pathway; action potential; phospholipase C-activating dopamine receptor signaling pathway. Gene Ontology annotation, molecular function: GTPase activity; GTPase activator activity; G protein-coupled receptor binding. The coding region runs from base 1 to 399 and encodes 132 amino acids. The record is from RefSeq and is a predicted model, not a curated record. The transcript is spliced from 3 exons.
AUGACGCUGAGCUCUGUGGGGGCUUGCUGCCUCAGCCCGGAGGCCAAGGAGGCUCGGAGGAUCAACGAUGAGAUCGAGAGGCAGCUCCGAAAGGACGAGAAGCAGUCCCAUCGGGAAUUUAAGCUCCUGAUGCUGGGGACGGGCGAAAGCGGGAAGAGCACCUUCAUCAAACAGAUGAGGAUCAUCCAUGGCCGGGGAUACUCAGAUGAGGACAGAAGAGCCUUCACCAGACUGGUCUACCAAAACAUCUUUACAGCUAUGCAGGCCAUGAUCCAAGCCAUGAACACAUUACAGAUCCCCUACAAGUAUGAACACAACAAGUCACUUGUGGCUCCUGGGACUCACUGGCAGGAAGGAAUCAACGUUGGAGACGGCUGCAAGCUUGGUCCGGAGGUGUGA